This is a messenger RNA of Rotaria sp. Silwood2, 222 nucleotides long. The record is from the annotation of a GenBank genome assembly. NCBI's taxonomy places the organism in Eukaryota, Metazoa, Rotifera, Eurotatoria, Philodinida, Philodinidae.
AUGAAAACUAGAAAUGGACAAAUAAUAAAUAUGAGAUUAUUUAAUGAACAAAUGGCACCAUUAUUUGAAGUUCUUGAAAGAAUUGUUGAAACAAUGUCAAAUGAACAUUUAACAACAACUAAACAUGAUAUUGAAGUUACUAUUGAGAAAGAUGAUGAUAAAUACGUUUCAAAUGCAGUUAUUUAUGAUAACAAUGUGGCAUUAAAAUCAUUACCAGAAUGA